AUGUCGGAAGGAUCAUCAAAAGACGUCCCUGGAAGCUCCACGAGCUUCAACCUGUCGAGUCACACAGAAAUCGAAGAACCAUCGCCACUGGAUAGAAUGCUUGCAGAUGGUCGUGAUUUCAAUGGGGGUGGUUGGUCGAGUGAAGAGCUACAAACCUGUCUGAGGGAAAUAUUGAAAUAUGGAACGAGAAGCGAAACAAUUAAUUAUAUUCAUCAAAAUUAUAUCAAAACUCGAUCCCGUGAAGAAAUCACUGCGAAAAUCGACGAAAUUCGAGAAAUCAUCAAAGAACAUAAGGAGGUCAUUCUGCCAGAAGCCUAUAAAAAGAAGUGGAUCGAAGAUGGACAUCGAAAUAUCGGACCACCACCUGACUGUGAAGUCGAUCCGAAUGAGGGAUGGAGUGCAAUUCUUUCUAAGAUUGUCAACCACCAUCAAUCAUCGAUCAACAAACAUUUCAACCCAAUGAGAGAUGCUUUUGAGAAAGUCUUUGAAACACUCUCCCAGAACUCAAAAACCGUAAAGAACGUCAAAGUGACCGACAUGCAAACCGCUCGUGCAACCAGUGACGAUACUCAGAAUCUCAGAUGGCCAGUCAUCUACAAGUUUAUGAAAGCAUGCUCCACAUUGGAAGAGCAAAUGCCAGCUUUGAAUGAGCUCGAAGCAGCAGUGGUCAUCAAAGUCCUGGAUUCCAUUGAAAAUGAGGCAUCCACUAUCCCAGACUCGAGAAAGCAGUUCUAG
Molecule: messenger RNA, 735 nt
Organism: Caenorhabditis briggsae
Lineage: Eukaryota; Metazoa; Nematoda; Chromadorea; Rhabditida; Rhabditidae
Exons: 4
Coding region: 1-735 (244 amino acids)
Source: RefSeq, a predicted model, not a curated record